CCUAGAGAUUUACACAGCGAAGGACAUUACGGGCAGGCGAUGUAAGAGCAUAUUCGAUUUCCCACGGGUCAUGCGCUUGACAUCAUCAUUCAUCGUCCCGAUCGAUAAUAACCUCAAGUACGCGUCCUUCACCGCCAUCAUCGCUCUCCAUCCCUUUCCAUAACAAUGUCCAACCCAAUCUCCGAUCCCUCAACCUGGACCACCGGCCACGACCCCGUAACUGAGAAACAAGCAGCCUUCCUCGCGAAACUCGCCACCGAGAAGGGCGUGGAUGUCGAUACGCAAUCGAUGGACAAAUCUGAGGCGAGUAAGAAGAUCGAUGAGUUGAAGUCUGCGAGUGGUCCAAGUUCCGCCGAACAGGCGGGAGAAGGCCAAGCACCGGCACCAAAGACAAUUUCCGAUCCGGAGCAGUGGACGACGGGCGGUGAUCCCGCAACUGAGCGUCAAAAGCGCUACAUCGCCGUGUUGGAGAGACAAGCGGACGAACAAGUCAAGGUCGAUCCCGACAUGGACAAAACAGAAGCAAGCGAGAAGAUCGAGGAAUUGCGGCAGAAGACCGGUCAAUAG
Messenger RNA from Saitoella complicata NRRL Y-17804, 567 nucleotides. RefSeq lists its product as uncharacterized. The transcript has 2 exons. The coding region runs from base 166 to 567 and encodes 133 amino acids. The record is from RefSeq and is a predicted model, not a curated record. NCBI's taxonomy places the organism in Eukaryota, Fungi, Ascomycota, Saitoellomycetes, Saitoellales, Saitoellaceae.